ACAUGUAACGCGCUGGAAAACUUCCUGCACUAGAAGAGAGUUCCAAAUAAAUAGACAGCAACUACUCGUGUAAUAAAUCCGGGGACGUCUUCAUAAAUGGAUUUAUGCUAUGAAACCUGAGUUAAGACUGAAGUCGAAAGGAGAAUUUAAAAAUGUCUUCAACUGCUGUUGUGCAGUAUGGUCGGCGAAAGGGCUCGCCAAGGAACUUUCGUGUACAGGAGCCAAAGAGGGAAACUAUGUCCCAUCCGGACCUUCGUCAAGUUACGAUCCUACCCAAGUCUGAGUGGCUUCGCAUUCAAGGUACUCUGAACCAAGCCAACAAAUACAACGAAAGCCUCAUAGAGGCUGCGAGGCAAAGAGAGGCGAUGCAUCUCCGCUCUAAAGAAGUCGUGAAGUUUUGGUCCAAUACAAUUGCUGGGCAGAGACAAAAAAAGCUGGAGGCCAAGAAGAUUCGAGAGGAGGUUGAGGAGGAGGAGAGGAAGAGACUGGACAUCGAAGAGUUCAAGUACCAGGCAGAGAAACGCAAAGACGCCAUUGAGAAAGCUAAAGCCCAGCAGUACUACCAAACUGACAGAGUCAAAGGAUUCCAUAGUGCCCUGCUGCUGACGGAGGUGCUGAAAGAGAGGGAGGCGCAGCUGGAGCUGAAGCGGCGCAUUCAGGACGCGUCUCGCGAGCAGGACAAGGAGGUGAUGGCGGCCCUGAGGCAGCGGGAGGAGCAGGCCCAGCUGAGGGACAUGGAGAAGAUGCAGAGGAAGAAACAGGACAGCCAGACCACCGCACAGCGCCUCAUGCAGCAGAUGGAGGAGCAUGAGCGUAAUAAGGAGCAGGAGCAGAGGGAGUAUAGGGAGCAGGGCGAGGAGCUGAAGCGCCUCAAGGAGCAGUUUGAUGAGGAGGUGGCCGCCCUGGAGAAGAAACAGCAGGAUGACAAGAGGAACAUGAUGAAGACGCACAAUGAGCACAUGGCGGACAGGGAGGUGUUCAAGGCAGUGGAGGCCCAGAAGCAGCAGGUGGAGGAGGAGAAGCGGCAGCUGUACUCUGAGGCCAAAGUCAAGAUCAGCAAGAUGAGGAAAGAGAAGCAGGCAGAGAGGAUGAGGGAAGCACAGAAGCUGAGGGACGAGACCAUCGCUCGCCUGGCGGCCCACCAGGAGGAGGUGAAGGUGAACGAGGAGGAGCUGAUCGCCCGGGCCAUCGAGGAGAAGGAGGCGCGGGAGGCGCGCCUCCUCAAGGACAAGGAGGAGAAGAAGAAGGCCAUGCUGCAGACCAUCGCUGCACAUCGCGACGCCGCGCGUCGAGAGCAGGCCGAGCGCUCGGUGCUGGAGCAUCACAGGGCCGUGGAGCUGCUGAGGGCCAAGAAGGAGGCGGACCGCGUGUUCCUGGAGAAGCAGCACCUCAAGGCCCAGCGCAUGAGGGAGGACAGCCAGGCCUUGCAGCAGACCUACGCAGAACAGCUGGCAGAGAAGCAGGGUCGGGAGCAGCGUCUGCGGCAGGAUCUGAAGGAGUUUGAGGUUUCCAACGGGCGCCUGGUGGCGGAGGAGGAGCGCCAGUUCCAGCAGUACGCUACCCAGGUGACGGCCGUGGCCAAGGAGGCGGGCCGCGACCCCAGCCUGCUGCGCAAGGCGGCCCGCGAGGGCAUCGGCGGGGGCCUGGGGCCCAUCUUCGGCGGGGUGCGGCCCAGCUACCUGGUGCAGGACGACACCGGGGUGCAGAUGCCCAGCUACGUGGGGCCGCUCACGCAGGACGUCCGAGAGAUGAACGAGGCCACCGAUAUUCAGAAGUCCAAAAGGAGGCUUGGGUUCACCUGGUGAUGGGAUGGCUUAGCCUACCGCACCGCACACCACCGCACCGCAUACUAAAGGAUUAUAGAGCUGGAGUUGGCUGGUGAUGAGAUUAUUAAAGUGGAAUAACUGUGAUAAAAUUUGUUUAAUAAAUGUUUCAUUAAUGUGAAAAAGUGUGAGUGAAAAAGGAAUUGUAUUUUCAAUGCACCUGUGCAGUAUAAACAUUGCCAGAAGUGGUGAAGAAUACCCCCAAAUCAACAAAUUAACAAUUUCUGAGUAAAAUCACUGGGUGAUAGCAGAACUUAAAAAUUUAAUUGUAAUAA
Messenger RNA from Engraulis encrasicolus (European anchovy), 2098 nucleotides. RefSeq names its product cilia and flagella associated protein 210 (gene cfap210). The coding region runs from base 153 to 1805 and encodes 550 amino acids. NCBI's taxonomy places the organism in Eukaryota, Metazoa, Chordata, Actinopteri, Clupeiformes, Engraulidae. The transcript is spliced from 9 exons. The record is from RefSeq and is a predicted model, not a curated record.